AUGAUGGGAAAAUAUUUUGGCAAAUCAAACAUUGGAUGUAGGGAGAAGAAGGAAGAUAAAGUCUUCGCUGAAGAAUAUGCGGCCAUGGACAGGAGUCGUGAGUGCUGCAGAACUGUUUUACCUCGGAAGAGACAGAACGAGGUGCACGGUAAUGAUUGCCAGUGCUCGCUCGCAAGAGGCACAUUGAGAAGAAACAUGUAG
This is a messenger RNA of Arctia plantaginis, 201 nucleotides long. The record is from the annotation of a GenBank genome assembly. Lineage: Eukaryota; Metazoa; Arthropoda; Insecta; Lepidoptera; Erebidae.